AUGGAUGACUAUACCAUCCUGCGCGUGAUCGGCGAGGGCUCCUUUGGCAGAGCUCUCUUGGUUCAGCAGGAAGGCGGUAACCAGAUGUUCGCCAUGAAGGAAAUAAGGCUGCCCAAGUCCUCCUCUGAUACACAGACUUCCAGAAAGGAGGCUAUUCUGUUAGCCAAAAUGAAACAUCCCAAUAUUGUUGCCUUUAAAGAAUCAUUUGAAGCUGAUGGACAUCUGUACAUUGUGAUGGAAUAUUGUGAUGCAGGGGACCUAAUGCAAACAAUCAAACACCAGAAAGGAAAGUUCUUUCCGGAAGACAUGAUACUUAACUGGUUUACUCAGAUGUGCCUGGGAGUAAAUCACAUUCAUAGGAAACGUGUAUUACAUAGAGAUAUUAAAUCCAAGAAUAUCUUCCUCACCCAGACUGGAAAAUUAAAACUGGGAGAUUUUGGAUCUGCCUGUCUUCUUUCCAAUCCCAUGGCAUUUGCUUGUACCUACGUGGGAACACCUUAUUAUGUGCCACCAGAAAUCUGGGAAAACAUGCCUUAUAACAAUAAGAGUGACAUCUGGUCGUUGGGCUGCAUUCUCUAUGAGCUCUGUACCUUUAAACACCCGUUUCAGGCUAAUAGCUGGAAAACUCUUAUCCUCAAAAUAUGCCAAGGCUCCAUCCGUCCUCUGCCAUCUCAUUAUUCCUAUGAUCUCCAGAGUCUAAUCAAGCAGAUGUUUAAAAGGAAUCCCUCUCAUCGCCCUUCAGCUACUACACUCCUCUCUAGAGGCAGCUUAGCCCGCCUCAUCCAGAAGUGCCUCCCCCCCGAGAUCAUCCUAGAAUAUGGUGAACAGGUAUUAGAAGAAACCAGAAAAUCUAAGGAUAUUACACCAAAGAGAAAAGCUCAGCAGGAGGAAGAACAAGUGAGAAACUGUAGUCGGACUGAUAUAGAGAGCAUUAAUAAAAGACUGGUUGAAGAUGCUCUGAGGAGAGAACAAAAACAAGAAUCUGAUAAUAAAUCAGUCCAUCUGAGGAAGACCAAGUCACCAAGCCCUCACAGGCGACAGUGGGAUAAAAACAUUUCCACGACAGCUGUUACUGCUUUGCAAAAUGCGUCCAUUCUGACCUCCAGUUUAACUGCAGAGGACGAUAGAGGUGGUUCUGUAAUAAGGUACAAAGAAAAUAACACCCGCAAGCAGUGGCUCAAAGAGACCCCCGAAACGCUGUUGAACAUCCUUAAGAAUGCUGACCUCAGUAUGGCAUUUCAAACAUACACAAUAUAUAAACCAGGUUCAGGAGGAUUCUUGAAAGGCCCACUGUCUGAAGAAACUGACACUUCAGAUGAUGUUGAUGGAGUUUAUGAUUCUGUCGUUUUGGAUCCUGAGAGACUUGAACCUGGAAUGGACGAGGAAGACACGGACUUUGAAGAUGAUGAUGACAGUCUUGACUGGGUGUCCGAACUGAAGAAGCGAGCUGGAUUACAAGAAGCAGCUGAUGGAUAA
Messenger RNA from Elephantulus edwardii (Cape elephant shrew), 1476 nucleotides. It is a transcript of the gene NEK3, whose product is annotated as NIMA-related kinase 3. The record is from RefSeq and is a predicted model, not a curated record. The coding region runs from base 1 to 1476 and encodes 491 amino acids. Lineage: Eukaryota; Metazoa; Chordata; Mammalia; Macroscelidea; Macroscelididae. The transcript is spliced from 15 exons. Gene Ontology annotation, biological process: protein phosphorylation. Gene Ontology annotation, molecular function: protein kinase activity; ATP binding.